AUGGGCCAUAAUAAAGCAUAUUAUUGGUUUCUGUUGCUAUUCAUGUUAACAUGCCUCGUAAUUGGAGUAUUGAGUGAAACUGAAGCCAAAAUCCUUCUCAGGUUUAAAAACUCUUUAUCCAAUUAUGGCCCUGCACUAGCCGAUUGGAAUGACACAGGGCCAAGUCCAUGCGACGUUCCAAAUUGGACAGGUUUGCGCUGCAGAAGUGGGUCAGUUUUCGGACUAAAGCUGGAAAAUAUGGGUCUAAUGGGUGCAAUCGACGUGGACACACUGACAGGGUUGUCGCUUUUGCGUACCUUAAGCUUUAUGAACAACAGCUUUAAUGGUCGAUUGCCGGACGUAAACAAACUUACAUCUUUGAGAGUCUUGUAUUUGUCAUACAAUCGUUUCUCAGGUGAAAUACUCGAGGAUGGUUUUGCAGGCAUGAACAAUUUGAAACUGGUUUAUAUGGCUCGGAAUAACUUCUCUGGUAAAAUCCCAAACUCACUUGCUGCAUUGCCAAGAUUGUCGGAGUUAAAUCUUGAAGGGAAUCGUUUUGAUGGACGAAUACCGGAUUUUCAGCAGAACAGUCUGGUUAUGGUUAAUCUAGCUAAUAACCUGCUCGAGGGUCGGAUACCAUCUAGGUUGAGCAACAUGAAUUCAAGCUUCUUCGCAGGGAACAGCCUAUGUGGGAAGCCACUGCCCCAAUGCAAAUCCUCGACAAAGACACAGACCAUCUUAAUAAUCAUCGUCGUAACAGGUUCUGUGGUUGCCUUAGUUCUUAUUUCUGCUGUUUACUAUUGCCGCCAUGAUCCAACCACAGCAUCCCAAGUAAAAAAUGUCCAAGCGAAAAAAGCCGGUAAUAUUGUGGGCAAGAAAGAAGAUCAAUCAGCUGAUCAUUACAAAAACGCUGAAAAUGCAAAACUGUAUUUUGUUAGGAAUGACAGGGAGAGGUUUGAGUUGCAGGACUUGCUUAAGGCCUCAGCUGAGGUGCUGGGCAGUGGGAGCUUUGGGUCAUCUUAUAAAGCUGUCCUUCCGAAUGGGCAAGCAAUGGCUGUGAAGAGGUUUAGGCAAAUGAACAAUUUGGGCAAGGAAGACUUCCGUGAGCACAUGCUAAGACUUGGAAGGUUAUCCCACCCUAACCUGCUUUCCCUUGUGGCAUUCUAUUACAGAAAAGAAGAGAAGCUUUUGGUGUCUGAUUUUGUUCCAAAUGGCAGCCUGGCUAGCCAUCUUCAUGCUAGGCGUGCUGCAGGUCAAUCGGGGCUUGAUUGGCCAACUCGAUUGAAGAUCAUCAAAGGAGUAGCAAAGGGCUUGACUUACCUCUACAAUGAGCUUUCUAGCCUGACACUACCCCAUGGACACCUAAAAUCCUCCAAUGUGCUUCUGAACCAUACCUUUGAGCCCAUCCUGACUGACUAUGGCUUAGUUCCAGUGAUAAACAAAGAGCACGCUCAACAGUUCAUGGUGGCGUACAAGUCCCCUGAAUGCACCCAAGACGACCGAACAACAAAAAAGACGGAUGUAUGGAGCCUUGGAAUACUGAUACUUGAACUGCUGACAGGUAAGUUCCCAGCCAACUACUUGAAACAAGGCAGGAAGGGCAAUGCUGAUUUGGCAACUUGGGUGAACUCAGUUGUGAGAGAAGAAUGGACAGGUGAGGUUUUUGACAAGGACAUGAAGGGUACCAGGAAUAAGGAACGUGAGAUGUUGAAGUUGUUGAAGAUUGGGAUGUGCUGCUGUGAAUGGAACGUAGAGAAGAGGUGGGAAUUGAAAGAAGCUGUGCAGAAGAUUGCAGAGUUGAAAGAAAGGGAUUGUGAUGUUGAAGACUACUCUUCCUAUGGAAGUGAAGGAGAGGCAUACUCAACCAGAGCAAUCACUGAAGACAAUUUUUCUUUCUCAGUUAAUGGUUGAAAGUUGAAACCCAUCCACCUUACCUUUUAACUAUAAUUUAGCGGUGUUGAUGUUCUCCAACCGCUCAACAUUUCCAAG
This is a messenger RNA of Durio zibethinus, 1968 nucleotides long. Its product is annotated as putative LRR receptor-like serine/threonine-protein kinase At4g31250. Lineage: Eukaryota; Viridiplantae; Streptophyta; Magnoliopsida; Malvales; Malvaceae. Gene Ontology annotation, molecular function: ATP binding; protein binding; protein kinase activity. The record is from RefSeq and is a predicted model, not a curated record. Gene Ontology annotation, biological process: protein phosphorylation.